Magnolia sinica is the source of this 3959-nucleotide messenger RNA. Its product is annotated as sodium/hydrogen exchanger 8-like. NCBI's taxonomy places the organism in Eukaryota, Viridiplantae, Streptophyta, Magnoliopsida, Magnoliales, Magnoliaceae. Gene Ontology annotation, cellular component: membrane; chloroplast envelope. Bases 218 to 3670 code for a protein of 1150 amino acids. Gene Ontology annotation, biological process: proton transmembrane transport. Gene Ontology annotation, molecular function: sodium:proton antiporter activity. The record is from RefSeq and is a predicted model, not a curated record. The transcript has 23 exons.
CCUCCAAGGCUCCAACUGUCAUAACUGCACACACCCUUUACCUCAGCCCCUCCCUCUCUCUCUUCAUCUUCUCCUCACUCCCUUCCUCCCUCUCUCUCUUCAUCUUCUCCUCUCUCCCUUCCUCCCUCUCUCUCCCUCUCUCUCUACUUUUAUUCUCUUUGAAUUUCUUCACGUCGCUGUAGACUUUUCUUGGGUUGGGUUUUGGUUUUAGGAGCAGAUGUCGGCGGUGUCAGAAGGUCCGCUCCCUUACAACGUCCCGCAGGAGGAGAACUCUCCGGAUAAUGCUGUCAUCUUCUUUGGAGUCUCUCUGGUGCUGGGGAUUGCGUCGCGGCAUCUCCUCAGCGGCACCAGAGUGCCUUACACGGUCGCCUUGCUUAUCCUCGGCAUCGCUCUUGGAUCUCUCGAAUAUGGCACAAGUCAUGGUUUGGGAAAAUUGGGAGCUGGCAUCCGACUUUGGGCAAAUAUUAAUCCUGUCCUUCUAUUGUCUGUUUUUCUUCCUGCACUUCUUUUCGAGAGCUCUUUUGCCAUGGAAGUGCACCAAAUAAAGAGGUGUAUGGUACAGAUGCUGCUACUUGCAGGUCCUGGAGUUCUAAUAUCGACCUUCUGCCUAGGAAUAGCUGUGAAGGUCGCUUUUCCAUAUAACUGGAACUGGAAGACAUCAUUAUUGCUUGGAGGGCUUCUCAGUGCUACUGACCCAGUUGCUGUUGUGGCUUUGUUGAAAGAGCUUGGUGCAAGCAAGAAAUUGAGUACAAUAAUUGAAGGAGAAUCCCUGAUGAAUGAUGGGACAGCUAUUGUGGUAUAUCAGCUGUUCUACAAGAUGGUACUUGGCCAGAGUUUUAACAUGGGCUCCAUAAUCAAAUUUCUAUCAAAAGUGUCACUUGGAGCUGUAGCGGUUGGCCUUGCUUUUGGAAUAGCAUCUGUUUUGUGGCUGGGGUUUAUUUUCAACGACACAGUGAUCGAGAUUGCAUUGACACUUGCCGUGAGCUACAUUGCUUACUUCACUGCUCAAGACGGGGCUGAUGUUUCAGGUGUCUUGACAGUAAUGACUCUAGGGAUGUUUUAUGCAGCAGUCGCUAAAACAGCUUUCAAGGGUGACAGCCAAUCAAGUUUGCAUCAUUUCUGGGAAAUGGUUUCCUACAUCGCUAAUACACUAAUUUUCAUCUUAAGUGGAGUUGUUAUAGCUGAAGGCAUUUUGGACAAUGAUCAUCAUUUUGAAAAGAAAGGAACUUCUUGGGGCUACCUCAUUCUCCUCUACAUUUUAGUUCAAGCGUCUCGCAUCAUAGUUGUUGGAAUAUUGUAUCCCUCUCUACGCUAUUUUGGCUAUGGUUUGGAUUGGAAAGAAGCCAUUAUUCUUGUGUGGUCAGGUUUGCGAGGGGCUGUGGCGCUAUCACUCUCACUCUCUGUAAAACGUGCUAGUGACAAUUCUUACUCAUCUCAUCUAAAAGAAGAAACAGGAAUUUUGUUUGUUUUCUUCACUGGUGGGAUCGUAUUUCUGACCCUUGUUAUAAAUGGAUCAACUACACAGUUUAUCCUGCAUCUUUUGGGUAUGGAUAAGCUAUCAGCGGCAAAGAUGCGCAUAUUGGACUACACAAGGUAUGAAAUGUUGGACAAGGCAUUGGAGGCUUUUGGUGAUCUUGGAGAUGAUGAAGAACUAGGACCUACAGACUGGCCUACUGUGAAAAGAUACAUCUCAUGCUUAAAUAACUUGGAAGGAGGUCAGGUGCAUCCUCAUAGGGUAUCAAAUAGUGAAACCUAUCUCCACAGUAUGAAUUUAAGAGAUAUGCGAGUACGCCUUUUAAAUGGUGUUCAAGCUGCGUAUUGGGGAAUGCUUGAUGAGGGAAGGAUAACCCAAACUACAGCAAUCCUUUUGAUGCAGUCAGUUGAUGAGGCAAUUGAUUUGGUAUCUGAUGAGACCUUAUGCGACUGGAAAGGUUUAAAAGCCCAUGUUCGUUUUCCAAGUUACUAUAGGUUUCUCCAGACGAACUUUUGUCCACAAAAGCUGGUCACGUAUUUUACGGUGGGAAGGUUGGAGUCAGCAUGUUACAUAUGUGCUGCAUUUCUGCGUGCUCAUAGAAUCGCAAGGAGGCAACUGCAUGAAUUUAUCGGUGAAAGUGAAACUGCUUCCAUUGUCAUUAAUGAAAGUGAUUCUGAGGGAGAGGAAGCGAGAAAUUUUUUGGAAGAUGUCCGUGUUACAUCCCCUCAGGUUCUGCGUGUUGUCAAAACUAGGCAGGCAACAUAUUCAAUACUAAAGCAUUUGAGUGAAUAUGUGCAAAAUCUUGAGAAGGCUGGAUUAUUGGAACAAAAGGAGAUGUUGCAGCUCCAUGAGAGAGUGCAGACCGACCUCAAAAAGCUUCUAAGAAAUCCGCCUUUAGUGAAGAUGCCAAAAUUAAGCGAUAUCUUCAGCACUCAUCCUUUACUAGGAGCGCUGCCUUCUAUGGUUCGUGAACCUCUCGAAGCUUCUACAAAAGAAAUAAUGAAAACGCGAGGAGUAACACUGUAUAGGGAGGCUAUGAAGGCAACUGGAAUAUGGCUUGUUUCUAACGGAGUGGUUAAGUGGUCAAGUAAGAGUUUGAAAAAUAGGCAUUCAUUGCAUCCAACAUUUUCACAUGGGAGUACACUUGGCCUGUAUGAAGUUCUAAUUGGAAAGCCUUACAUCUGUGACAUGAUCACAGAUUCUGUGGUACACUGUUUCUUCAUUGAAGCUGAAAAGAUACUUUCAGUACUAAGAUCAGACUCUGCAAUUGAAGAGUUUCUGUGGCAGGAAAGUGCUAUAAUCAUAGCAAAACUCUUGCUUCCCCAAACAUUUGAGAAAAUGGUAAUGCAAGAAUUGAGAGCUCUUGUUGUUGAAAGGUCAACAAUGAAGAUAUACAUAAGGGGAGAGAUUAUAGAAAUACGACCACAUGUUGUUGGCUUUAUAUUAGAAGGUUUUGUGAAGACCCAAGACUCCCAAGAGAACUUGAUUACGUCUCCAGCUGCACUGCUGCCUUCUCAUGUGGAUCUAGAGCUUCCUAGUCUGGAAACUUCAGGUGCCAAAACGGGGAGUUUUUGUCAUGAAGGAACCUGUUAUCAUGUUGAAACAAGAGCCAGGGUAAUCUUUUUUGAUAUGGGACCCUUCAAUGCCAGUAGCGUUCUGCAAAGGAAGCCCUCUUCAUGGAUCUCACACUCUGUUGAUCUCCCUAAAUCCCAAAGCAGAGAGCAUGGAGGUUUAAUGAGUUGGCCGGAACACUUCUACAAACAUCCUCGGCACCCUGAUCAAAAUCAUAAGCAAGCAAAGAGUUUGUCCGAACGGGCCAUGAAACUGAGCAUCUUUGGAAGCAUGGUGAGGAUCCCCCAUAGGCAUAAUCAAAGCUUUCCAAGGUAUUCUCAUGCAAAACCAUACCACAGCCUGUCAUACCCAAGGAUUUCAUCAACAACGACAUACAUACAUCCGCUCGUAUCAUUCCAGUCUGCAGGAGCUACUAUGAACAAUAGCCUAAGACCGAGAGAGUUCCCCGAACCGAAGCCCAUUCCCCCAUCACGAAGUAGCAGGAAAGAGGGCUGUAUCAGAGACGACUCAAGUGAUGAAUCAAGUCCUGAGGACGAGCUUAUCGUGAGCAUUGAUUCCCCAAGCAGGCUUUCUUUUCGGCAGCCUUCUGGGCAUUUGCUUCACAUGCAUCCCGAAGGAUCAUAAACUCUCUUGCCAGCAGUCGUACAAUAUUGAAUAAGGUGUUUGUUGUGCAGCAUGUUUCCUUUUGUGUAUUAAAGAAGUAAAGACUCCAAAUGUUGUUUUUCCCUUGGAAAGGGUCUGAUUAACAUCAGCAAUGUGAUGGGAUUGUAAUACCACCCCCUGCAUUCUCCAAUGUAUAAAAAUAGCAGCAGGCUGCUUUCAUCACGGUGGGCCAUUGACCCCGAAAAUGUGAGAUGCACCUUUCACCAUCUGGCGGUAUCCUUACUGCAAUUUCUUUUCCUUUGAAUUACCA